GCCGCCAUGUUUGCCAGCGCCCUCUAUAUCGUUUCCAUGAAUCCAGUCCAGCCAAUACGUUUGGCAUACACUGGCAUACACUGUUCUGUAGUUGUACGAUGCUUGACUUGGAUUGUAUUCUGUGCGUGAGAACUAUCGUGUCAUACGCGUCGUUUACCGUGUGAUUGUCAUUAAUCCACGCGAACGACAAUAACGAGCGUGUGUCGAAUUCGCUCGAUACAACAUAUUCGUGAAACGAGACGCGGUAUAAACGAGGGGAGAAAGAAUCGACCCGACGAACGGAGAAAGCCGUGGCGGAAGGGCGAACAAGCGUUGCGGUUCACAGUCCUCCAUAACGUCAACAAGUCGAUUCGGGUUCAUAGAGACGUCAUAGACACGCUACAGAAAUGACUGAAUGCAUCGAACACUACAUGUUUCCUCCAAAUCGCCCGCUGCCUCCAAAUUCGUCUCACAUACAAUUUAUUAAAGAACCAGAUGAAAUCGAUGGCUUAGAUUUCCGAUUUGAGUCCGCCCGUUUGGAAAGUUUCAAGGGCUGGCCGUGUUCAUGGAUGAAGCCAGAAAAACUUGCGGCGGCCGGAUUUUAUUAUACAGGCGAUGGUGACAAGGUGAAAUGUUUCGAUUGUCUGAUAGAAAUAUGUGAGUGGCAGGCAGACGACAAUCCAAUGGUCGAUCAUCAACGGUGGUCCGGUAGAUGUAGAUUUGUACGCAAUAUUCCAUGCGGCAAUGUGCCGAUCGGCACAGAUCCUAACGCAAUUCCAGCACCGGUGCCUAAAGGAGUAGAUGUAUGUGGGCCUUACGGUUCGAUAUACAUGCCUUAUUCCGGUCCAGAUCAUGAAGAUCAAGAGAUCGAAGAAAGAGUGAAUCAUAGAUUACGAGGACUUGCGUCAAGACCGAAACAUCCCGAAUAUGCCAGUUAUCCUGCCAGAUUAGCGUCAUUCGACAGAUGGCCUAAAGCGAUGUCGCAAACUAAGGAAGAACUGGCGGCUGCUGGUUUUUAUUACACAGGAAGUGGCGAUCAGACAUUAUGUUAUCACUGUGGUGGAGGAUUAAGAGAUUGGGAACCACAAGAUGAUCCUUGGGUAGAGCAUGCUAAGUGGUUUGAGUAUUGUCCCUAUUUGAUAUUAGCUAAAGGGACGAAAUUUAUAAGCAACAUUACUGGAAGAACGUAUAUUGCAACAGAAAACUUACCGAACAUAGCAACUAAUAAAUUGGAUGAGAAAUUUGAAAAAGCUGAUGAUGAGAGUAUUGCCAGCGGAAGCUCUCAAAGUUCGGUUAGCUUUGACGAAACUAAUAAUACAGAAGCAAGUGCAUCAGGUGAAGUCAGUACCGAGGAACAAUCUGUCCAAAUACCGGGAGACAAACUGUGCGACAAGGAUGCAAGAUUAUGCAAAAUUUGCUACAGUAGAGAAAUACGACUCGUAUUUAUGCCAUGCGGACAUUUACUGGCAUGUGAACAGUGUGCGAAAAAUAUGAAAAUAUGCGGCGUAUGCCGUAAACCUGUUGAACUUACCGUACAAGUGUACAUCUCAUAGUGUUCUUAUCCUUGUGAUAAAAAUAAAACAUGAAAUUUUGCAAAUUCCGUUAUAGGAUUUUCUACUUAUCAUUAUUAUAAAGACUGACAUACUUUCAGACAAAACUAAAUGACAUGACUCAUGUAACAUACCGAUUAGCAGGUACAAGCUAUGUAACGUUAAAGCUCUUGUUAAUGAAAUAUUAAGGGGAUAUUCUCUAUUUUUUUGCAUCCGAAAAGGGACUUGUUUUCAAGAAUUUUUGAAAAAAGUAUUAAAAACAAUUAAAAUGUGAUUUUUGUAAAAAUAUUUACUGAUUUUUAUAAAUUAUAUUUUUUAUUAUCGCAUAUCUAGUAGAUAUAUAUAAACUUGAGAAAACUAUAGAUCUUUGCGAUUAACUGAAUAUAUAAAAACAAUUUUUUUUAUUUAAGUUUGUAUAUUGAUUAAAUUACAAUCCAUAUUAAAAAUUUUAAAUUUAUAAACUAGCGACCAAAGAAUAAAAUAAGAUUAAAUAAGGUAAAACAAUUUUUGGAAAAGUCGGCAGUUUGCCCCAAUUUAACACUAUCUAAACAUUAUCCACCGUAUAAUCUGCGAUAAUAGAAAACAUUAUAAUCUAUAAAAAUAAAAAGAUGCAUUUUGAUUGCUUUAAGAUUUUUGUUUAAAAAAUUUUUGAGAGUAAGUCUUUCGAGCAAUGAAGUAGAAAUACCUUUAACUUUUCGAUUGUUGUGGUCUCAAUAAAAAGAACAUUUUGAUGUAAUACUAACAAGUGGUGGAUGUAUUUUGUAAUCGUUAUAUAAGUAAUAAUUGUUCCUAUAUUUAAAUAUAUAUAAAUUUAUAAAUCUAUGGCUAUGUAAUCAGUAUUACAAAAAUUGUUGGUCAAUGUAUGAAACACAUGUGGCAUAUCACAAAUUUUCAUGUUUUAACUAUUGAACAGUAUAAAUACAGAAAGAAGUCAUUAAAGCCAGAAGUAAUAGAUUGUACCUGCGACGGGACGUUGCUAUUUGAACGUUUCCAAUUUAUACUAUUUUUUAACGUCAUAUCUCCUGAAAAAGAAUAUGAUAAUAUGAUGAUAAUGAUGUAAGAUAUAAGGAUGAAGUGGCACCAUUGUACGAGUACAAAUAGCAACACGGCAUGAAGUCUAGUCAUUAGUAUUAUGUAAUGAUAAGUAACAACACAUACAAUAUAUACGAAUAUGAUUUAUAACGAAUAUAUUACGAAUUUAUCUGAACGUUUAGUUUAUGAUUUUGUUCAUAUACGAAAGAAAUGUUUAUAUACGAAAAGAAAAACAAAAGGCUCUUCAAUAUAAAAUAUCGAACUAGAAGAAGCGCGAUGAAAUCUAGAUUGUGGUUUAUUAGGGUGUAAAUAUUUAUAUCAAUGACUGCGUUUUGCAGAAAAAGCUUUAUAAUUGUAAGAUUUUUUAAAUACGAUUCGUUAGUAUCUUUCGUCUCUGUCAAAUCAAAAGAUAUUAAAAUCGUAUCAAAGAAUUUUACAAGUACGAAGCUGCUUUCUCUUCUGGACGCAUGUAUAUAAGGUCCUGAAUUUAAAUUAAUGUUAAAAUUUCGGAAGCUUGUGGGAAAUUGAUGAACUAAGAGAAAAAGUUCUUUGAGAUUUGCUUGUUUUUGUUUCGCUUUUUUUGUAAAAAACCUAUUUUUCAUUUAUAUAUUAUCAUUGAAUACACAUGAUAAUUUUUUUGAUUAAUGAUUCUUCCUCUUGUAAAUGUAAUUUUCCGUCAGUCAUGUUAUUUUUAAUAGAAAUAAAUUGUCAUGUGUGAAAUGACUCGAGAUACCAAUUAUUAAAAUUCAAUCUCUUGAUAUAAUAAUCUCUGUGUCUUUUGAAAAUGGUAUGAACAGUAGUUUGGCUGUAAUAAAAGUUAGUGCUAGAUGCAAUGCUCGCUUUGUUGUAAUAGGCCAUAUGAAGUGACAACAUGAAUAAAUAAAUGUAAAUAAAUUAGUGAAAACAAUGAAAACUUUUGCCUUUGUAAGUUUUUCAAAAAUAAAGCAAAGACAAGCAAAUUACUGAAAAACUUCUUAAUUUAUUGAUUUUCUAAAAUUUUAACAUUUCAGAACUGUAUAAUUGCUUCUAAAACGACCGCCAGACGUUUCGAUCUGUAUUGAAUUUUUCUCAAUAAGAAAUUAGGAAGUAAAAUAAUUAGUAGAAAUAUUUUCAUGUUAAAUAUUUGCAGACUGCUAUAAAUUAACGAAUUUAAUUUAAUCUGUUAGUCUUCUAAUAUUUCUGUCAUAAUAUCUAUUAGAUAUAUAUUUUGUUGUAGUUUAUACAUUAAAGCAAAUUAUUAAAUGCACAUCGUUGUCAAUAAGUGUAAAGUAUAUAACUUUAAUGUAUAACGGAUCUAAGCACUCCAGGGUAUGGUUGAUAAAAAUCAGCCAACAUAAUAUUAUAAUUGAUAAUGUGAAAUUGACUUAACAUUUAUAGCUUCAAAAUUUGAUUUAUCACUGCAGAUCGCAACGUAAAAAAUUGACAUUGUUAGUAUAAUUAACAAUUAGUAAACAGAUAUGAAUUUAUUAAUAUAAACAUAAUGUGUCUUGCGUUAUUUUAUAUAAUAAUUAAUAAAUUUAAUUUAAUCCUUCGAGUGAACAUGUGGUGUCUGAAACAAAAGAAACUCUUAAAACCAAUAAUUAAAAUUUAUUACAAAUAAAAUGAUCAAUAAACAGUAUUAUCAAAAUAUGAAUAAUAUAUAGAAGAAAAUCAUCAAUUACAAUACAGCCAGAACUUUUAUUUAUAUUUUUGAAAAUAUUUCAAGGUAGAAAAUAACAACAUGACAAAAUGUGACAGAUUCACGUGUUUCACUGGAAAUACCGAAAAAACUGUUUAUUCCACCAAUUGAGAAUUAACAAAUUUCUAAGAUUAAAAGAACAAGAAACUAGGAACAUACUGGAUAAUAUAUUUCUUAUUUUUUUGGCGAUUCUAUUGGCGCAUAUUUAUACGUUCUUUCAUAAGAUUGCAUUGAGUAUUUCAGAAAGUUGCUCUAAAUCAAGAUGAAAAGAAACAAUCAUAUGUAGGUGAUUUAUAAUUAUACAAUUAAUUAUAAUUAUACAAUUAAAUCGAGUUCCUAAAUGUCGAAAGUUUACACUGAUAGAGACGAUUAUUUGAUUCGUAAAUAUGUUAUUAAUAUUAUUCAAAAACUUAAUGUGAUUGUGACAUAAGAGUUGCGCGUUUGCUCUCUGUGCUAAAGAUUGAAGUUCAAACAUAUCACACAGACUUUUAAUUAAUCAUCUUCUAUCGAAAAGUAAUGGUAAAUUAGCAAAAUUUAUUUACUUUUUAUAUUAUUUUCAAGUCACUCGCCAUAAUUUAUAAUUAUAUAGAAACAAGCAAAUAUUACUUGUUUAGUAUCAAAUAGUUAUUAUUAUAAUUGAAUAGUACUAAUAACACAUUUAUUUAAGUUAAGCAAUUUUUUGCUCAGUAUCAGUUUACAUAAAUCGAUUAAUUGAUUAAAAUAGAACUGAAAAAUUCGGCACGCGAACUCACACCACACACACACACACACACCCAUGCACGCGCGUACGAAUGAAAUGUAUGAAAUUAAAAUAUAUGAAAUACAUAU
Monomorium pharaonis (pharaoh ant) is the source of this 5067-nucleotide messenger RNA. RefSeq names its product putative inhibitor of apoptosis. The coding region runs from base 387 to 1532 and encodes 381 amino acids. Gene Ontology annotation, cellular component: cytoplasm; nucleus. Gene Ontology annotation, molecular function: cysteine-type endopeptidase inhibitor activity involved in apoptotic process; ubiquitin protein ligase activity. Gene Ontology annotation, biological process: positive regulation of protein ubiquitination; negative regulation of apoptotic process; regulation of cell cycle. NCBI's taxonomy places the organism in Eukaryota, Metazoa, Arthropoda, Insecta, Hymenoptera, Formicidae. The transcript has 3 exons. The record is from RefSeq and is a predicted model, not a curated record.